Messenger RNA from Ruditapes philippinarum (Manila clam), 4021 nucleotides. RefSeq names its product dihydroorotate dehydrogenase (quinone), mitochondrial-like. NCBI's taxonomy places the organism in Eukaryota, Metazoa, Mollusca, Bivalvia, Venerida, Veneridae. Bases 131 to 1444 code for a protein of 437 amino acids. The record is from RefSeq and is a predicted model, not a curated record. Gene Ontology annotation, biological process: 'de novo' pyrimidine nucleobase biosynthetic process; pyrimidine ribonucleotide biosynthetic process. The transcript has 10 exons. Gene Ontology annotation, cellular component: cytoplasm; mitochondrial inner membrane. Gene Ontology annotation, molecular function: dihydroorotate dehydrogenase activity.
AAAAGCUAGGAACAAUUUCGGAAAGGUGAAGGUCACCAUUAUGUGUGUAGGGCAAUUUGAAGUUAGUUGCGUAAUUUCAACUUGUUAGCAAGCAUUAAUCCAGUGUUGUCAUUGAAGUGUAAGAAGCAAAAUGAGUGGAGCAGCAACAACAUCAGUGUUCAUGAAGCAGCUAAAAGAGAUGGUAUUAAUAUGUGGGUCUGGAAUUACCUUGUUUGCUGGCUACUCUAUUUACGAAGGUAAUGAGAAAUUUUACCGCCAGUUUGUGAUGCCUACAGUACGACUACUUGAUCCAGAGACAACACAUAACUUUGCUUUGUUUAUGGCGAAAAAUAAACUGGUGCCAAGACCAAAGAAACCUGAUCCACCCUCCUUGCACACCAAAGUUUGGGACAGAGAGUUUCCAAACCCAGUGGGUGUAGCUGCAGGGUUUGACAAGGAUGCUGUUGCUGUGGACGGUAUGUUGUGUACAGGAUUUGGCUUUGUAGAGGUUGGGAGUGUAACUCCUGAACCACAACCUGGGAACCCCAAACCACGUCUGUUUCGUCUGUGGGAAGAUAAAGCUGUUAUAAAUAGGUUUGGAUUUAAUAGUGAAGGCCAUGCAGUAGUUAGAGAAAGAUUGAUACACCGGAACUCUGGUCAACAUUUUGAUGAUGAGGGUUACAUUCCUUACAUUUCUGAAGAACGCAAUAUGUUAAAUAUUAAUUUGUGGACGGACACAUCAUGUUGUGAAUUACCGUCUGAUGAUGUAGAUCAAAAUAAAAAGUCAGGAAUCAUAGGAAUAAAUUUGGGUAAAAAUAAAACAUCGGACAGUCCUGUAGGUGACUAUGUGAAAGGUGUAGAAAGAUUUGGUGCUCUAGCAGACUAUUUAGUGAUUAAUGUAUCUAGUCCAAACACUCCUGGUUUAAGAAGUAUGCAGGGGAAACAACAACUGGAGGAACUUGUAGAAAAGGUGUGGAAAGAAAGAGAAAAUAUAGAAUCAAAGAGAAAACCACCAUUAUUAGUAAAAAUAGCACCAGAUUUAACAGAUCAGGAUAAAAAAGAUAUUACGGAUGUUGUAUUAAAGACACCAGGCAGAAUAGAUGGUUUAAUUGUAACAAAUACCACAAUUACACGGCCAGAAAGUUUAAAAAGUAAAUAUAAAGGGGAAACAGGAGGUUUGAGUGGGGAACCACUGAAAUAUUUGUCAACACAAACAGUUAAAGACAUGUAUAGAUUAACACAAGGUAAACUACCAAUAAUAGGUGUUGGAGGUGUGGCCUCGGGUCAAGAUGCCUAUGAUAAAAUCCGUGCCGGAGCAUCAUUAGUUCAACUUUAUAGUGCUUUAGUUUACCAGGGACCUCCAGUUGUUAGUCGUAUUAAAAGAGAGCUAGGAGAAUUAUUAGAGAAAGAUGGAUUUUCAAAUGUGUCAGAAGCUGUGGGAGUUGAUGUUAAUCUCAAUAGAUGAUGGAAUUGUGACAUGAAUAGAUGACAGUAAUUGUACAAGCAGAACACAUUAUGAUACAGUGAUGAUAUACAGACAUGAGAUUCUACUCCCAAACAAAAAUGAUGUCUGCUUAUAGAUUUCAGUACCCUCUGUAAAAGACACAAAAAUUGACAGAAGUAUUUUUUUGUGCUGGAUGUAGCUGUAGCUUUGACAGGAAAACAUUUUGGCAUGUAAUAUUGAACAAUGGACAUAGCUCGACUGACACAAGUGCUUGUGACUCUGAUAUAGAUGCUUGGAGAAUAAGUUAUAAAUGUUACAGUAUUUACAAAUGUACCGUUACUAACUUAACUUUAAACAAAAGAUCGGAUUAGUUGUUGAUAUAUUAGUACAUGUAAUAAACUUAUACAUGUAAGAUAUUUUGUAAUAAAUACAAUGUCAUUCCCUAAAUAUUUACUUUACUUGAAAGUGUACUUUUAAUUUUAAAUAUUUAUUAUGAUACAUGUAUAUAAAUAACAUACAACAUCUGACUUUAGAAAUUUAAUUAAAAAAUGUAAGGUAGGAUAUAUUACAAAUAUAGACAGAUAUGGUCUACAUUUUUGCCUAUAUUUUUUAACAUUUGUCUGUUAAUGAUGUCUUGCCAAAGAUUAUAAUACUGUUUAAGUGUUAUGAUUUAGUCUGAAUCAAAAUAUGUGUUCUAGGUGUUUAUAGUAUUUUUAGCUCACCUGUCACAAAGUGACAGGCUGAGCUUUUGUGAUCGCUUUUCGUCCGGCGUCCGUCCGGCAUCCGUAAACUUUUACUUUAAAUGACAUCUCCUCAUAAACCACUAAGCCAAUUUCAUCCAAACUUCACAGGAAAUGGAAUGUUCCUUUGGUGGUCACCUUUGAAAAUUGUUCAAAGAAUUUAAUUCCAUGCAGAACUCUGGUUGCCAUGGCAACCAAAAGAAAAAACUUUAAAUAUCUUCUUCUAAAAACCCCAAAGAGCUAGAGCUUAGAUAUUUGGCAUGAAACAUCUUCUAGUGAGUGUCUAACAAGUUUCUUCAAAUAAAAGCCCUGGGGUCAAAAUUGGCCCCGCCCCAGGGGGUCAUUGAUUUUCCCUAUAUGCAUAUAGUAAAAACUUGAAAAAUCUUCUUUUAAAGAACCGAAAGAGCUAGAGCUAAGAUAUUUAGCAUGAAAAAUGUUCUAAUGGAUGUCUACCAAGUUUGUUCAAAUAAGAGCCCUGGGGUCAAAAUUGGCCCCGCCCCGGGGUCAUUGAUUUUCCUUAUAUGUGUAUAGCAAAACUUAAAAAAUCUUCUUUGAAAAAAACCAAAUAGCUAGAGUUUAGAUACUGAGCAUGAAACCUCUUCUAGUGAGUGUCUACCAAGUUUGUUCAAAUAAAAGCCCUGGGGUCAAAAUUGGCCCUGCCCCGGGGGUCAUUCAUUGUCCUUAUAUGUGUAUAGCAAAAACUUAAAAAUCUUCUUUGAAAGAACCUGAAUAGCUAGAGUUGAGAUAUUAAGCAUGAAACAUUUUCUAGUAAGUGUCUACAAAGAUUGUUCAAAUAAAAGCCCUUGGGUCAAAAUUGGCCCUGCCCCAGGUGUGUCAUUGUUUUUAACUACAUGUAUAUGUGUAAAGAGAAAACUUGACCAGCUAGACCUUAGAUGUUUAGCAUGAAACAUCUUCUAAUGGGUGUCUACCAAGUUUGUUCAAAUAAAAGCCCUGGGGUUUAAACUGGCCCCGCCCCGGGGGCCUAUAUACAGGUGAGCGAUUUCAGGGCCAUCAUGGCCCUCUUGUUUUGAAAAACUGAGAAUUAUUUUACAUGCAUUUGCAAUAUUUCAUAUUUUUUUCAUAGAUAACAAGAAUUAAGCAUCAGUGAAAGUCGUGAUAUGCAUUUACUGAAAAGAAAUAAAUUGGUAAAGACGCUUUCUUAUUUUGAAUUGAAGGAUUUAAAACCAUCUCAAAUGAAAUAUUUUUAUAAGAUUUAAAAAUGGUAAAAUUAUACGGUUUACAUAAUUUUAUGACAAAUUCUGGAAAGAGUUGUAACAAAGAAUGUUUCUGUUAUUCAACACACAUGAAAACUGUGUAAACAGAAUAAAAUGUUCCAGAAAAAAAAUGCUGAUAUUUUAAGUAGAGUAGGUUUUGAACCUCCUGCAUAAUUCACUUAGCAGGAAUAAUACCAUAUUCAAACAAAAAAUUUGUUUGCUCAAGGUAGCAAAGAUGUAGCUUAAUACACAUUAAAGAAAUUAUUUAUUUUUAGCUCGACUAUUCGAAGAAUAUGAGAGCUAGUAGUCGUUCCGGCGUCGGUGUUGGUUAAAGUCUUUAGUGAAGUCAAAUAUCUAAUUAUUGCUUGAGAUAUUCAAUUGAAACUUACAAUACUUAUUUAUAGUAACAAUGUACAUCAGAUUGACAAGUUGGAUAACUCUGCCUACAAUAUUUAUAGAAUUAUGCCCCUUUUUAACUUACAAAUUCUGGUUAAAGUCUUUUGUUAAGUCAAAUAUCUCAAUAACUAUCAGAGAUUUUGAUUUGAAACUUCUCAUAUGCAUGAAGGGUCAUAAUUGUAUAUUUCUGACCAAGUUCCAUAACUCUAUCUUGCAUUUAGGCUGAUUUAUCUCCCCCUUUUCUACUU